This is a messenger RNA of Brienomyrus brachyistius, 952 nucleotides long. Its product is annotated as syncollin-like. The record is from RefSeq and is a predicted model, not a curated record. The transcript has 3 exons. Lineage: Eukaryota; Metazoa; Chordata; Actinopteri; Osteoglossiformes; Mormyridae. Gene Ontology annotation, biological process: exocytosis. The coding region runs from base 202 to 837 and encodes 211 amino acids. Gene Ontology annotation, cellular component: secretory granule membrane.
UUUGAUUGUUGUCCAGCAUAUCAUUAUCAUUUACUCCAUUUAGCUGCUUCAGGAGUUCCACAAGCUAACCAAGCUCGGAAGGCCUCCUUCUUCAGCUUCACAGCUUCCUUUUACCUCUGGUAUCCACCACUGCGUUCAGGGAUUUCCACCGUGACAAGCACAACAUUUUUUACGACCACAGCUAGGCACAGCCAUCUCAGAAUGGAAUCCUGGAACGUGGGCUAUUCAGGAUCAAUGACCCCUGAAUCCCUCAGGAUGCAGGAGAAGUUCUGGCAGAGGUGCGGAUGGAAGAUUUCCCAGACGGGGACCUGCCAGACGCCACCAGCGCACCCUCACUCUACAUUCAGUACUGAAAUUUCACCAAUCUGUGCCCCCGAAUCCCAGGGGAGUAUUUAUGGAAGCGCUGACCCUGCUGAAGCACGUACUGCAGCAUCCAUCAUGAACAUCGGCGUCUCCCUCCUUCUCCUGAGCACUUUGUGCUUCAUGGACCUGAAUGCCCAGUGUCCCGAACCGAAUGCGCUCGUAGACAUCGACGGGAACAAACUGUGCGCUCGCUUGUGGGAGGACAGCAACAUCUACAACGAGCAAAGCUGCGCCGGGGCGUACCUGGACGCCUACCCCAAGUCUGACGUCCCGAUUAUGCCCCCUGGCUGGAACGACCAGAUCUCGGCGCUGGUGGUGGCCCCGCGGUGCUCCCUGACAGUCUGGUCACGCAGCAAGAAGGAGGGCAAGAAGAAGAAGUUCACUUCUGGGAUCUACUACCGUCUGAAAGAGGUGACCAUGGGUCUGCUGAGAAACUGGAACGACCAGAUCUCGGGGUACUACUGCGAGUGCUAGAUUCCGGGAAGAAGACGGGAAUGGUUAGCGCUGCAGAACGACACAAAAGAAGGGACUCUGUGACCUUAGGUGUUAUGGGCCGAGCAUCACAAUAAAAUCUAUGCAGAAACUGAAA